AUGACUGGGCCAGAGGAUACGGCCUAUUUGCUUAAGCUAGGCCCAAUCGGACGCAACGUCCCAGCAAAAGCCCAAGCAUUUUAUGCUAUUCAUCGUCGGAUCCCUCUCCCCGCCCGUCGUUUGUGUUUGUUCGCUGUCGAUCGGAGAAGCUCUGGAAACUCCAUACUCACUCACCCACCCACCGCAACUUCUUCUUCUACGACGGACGAACGAACUCGACUCGCCAGCUCGGCCGCACCGCUCAGUUACUCAGAAUUUUGCCACUCCUUCGAGGUCGCUCCGAUAACCGGAAUUAAACACUUAAGGGAGACCCUUUUGUCGAUGUCUCGCGCUCGCAAUCUCGUCGUUGCAGGUGGAUUACUAGCCUUUGCUAGUGCUGGAAUGGCGUUUCCCUUCUACAUGGCAGCAGGGAAGAGUAAGCCAGUGAUCGACUCAUCGAAGCCAUUGCCGCCGCAAGCCACUUUCCGAGGGCCUUACAUCAACACUGGUUCCCGUGAUAUCGGACCAGAUUUCCAGAGCUACACCAAGAAAUGA
Linum trigynum is the source of this 534-nucleotide messenger RNA. The record is from the annotation of a GenBank genome assembly. Lineage: Eukaryota; Viridiplantae; Streptophyta; Magnoliopsida; Malpighiales; Linaceae.